Nilaparvata lugens (brown planthopper) is the source of this 705-nucleotide messenger RNA. Its product is annotated as choline transporter-like protein 1. NCBI's taxonomy places the organism in Eukaryota, Metazoa, Arthropoda, Insecta, Hemiptera, Delphacidae. The transcript has 6 exons. The record is from RefSeq and is a predicted model, not a curated record. Bases 69 to 629 code for a protein of 186 amino acids.
UAAUUUUUCAGAUCGCACCUGGAUGAGAAACCUGUACCUUUGACGGAGAAAAGAGUUCAACCCUUAAAAUGGGGGGCUGCCUUAGUUCAGAGGAUAGGGUGACACCCUUCGGAAAUUCAGCGGUUGAUGGGGGUGGUCAGUCGAAAGCGGACUUCAAGGGACCAGUGAGACAACGAAGCUGCACUGAUCUAUUCUUCCUAAUCUUUAUGGGCAUGUUCAUUAUUAUUCUGGCAAUCCUUCUUGGCUACUGCAUCAGUCAUGGAAAUAUCUACAGGAUAAUAAACGGAUUCGAUAGCUGCGGUAACGUUUGUGGAAUGGUGACCAAAAAUGAAAACCCUGCCUAUCCUUGUCAGGGAAAAGACAUGACCGAUAAAAAAUUGAUUUCGAUUAGUGCGGCAAGCGGCAGACCGAUUGUGAAUCCCAAAUACGUGCACAGGGACUGUGUGGCCAAAUGCGAUCCUGACUACAUCCAAAUACUGAACCGGUGCGUAAAGAACACUACAAGCGAGGCGAUCAGCAAUGUAUUCUCGAAAACUGGACUCGGUAGCUUCUUCCAGGAAGUCUCCGAGGAUCUCCACGUGUGUUGGAAAGAAAUGCUCUACCUGUGCAUCAUAUCAUUUAGUAAGUGAGCAACUAUUUUCAUUACUGUAUUUCAUCUCUCAAUGGAAAUAAAUGAAAAUCUAAUUACCCUUUUUAAAAAUUCAU